Andrographis paniculata is the source of this 2299-nucleotide messenger RNA. RefSeq lists its product as uncharacterized. The transcript has a single exon. The coding region runs from base 322 to 1935 and encodes 537 amino acids. Gene Ontology annotation, cellular component: Golgi apparatus. The record is from RefSeq and is a predicted model, not a curated record. NCBI's taxonomy places the organism in Eukaryota, Viridiplantae, Streptophyta, Magnoliopsida, Lamiales, Acanthaceae.
AAAUCCGACCAUCCGACGGAAGAGACCCUAGUCAAUAUGCAAACACACAUACACAUAUGUCGGCAAUUAUUAGAAAAAGAAAAGAUGAAUGGUUUGAUUGAGAUGAUCAUAGAGACACGUACGCAUAUGCACACGUUAGGAGCUAACACCCAGCGGCGCAUUCUAGCAGGAAGCCUUGUAUUAUUGUAUGUAGAUGGUUGGUUCACCACAGCUCCUCUGUUUCUCAGUCAAAUGCUGAUCGUCGGAUUUGCGGUGCAAUAGCUGCUGUAUUUGGAGCUGAUUCUUUGCCAUUCCUCAAUCGAGUUCGAAUAACUUCGAGAAAUGCUCAAUUGCCGCCAAUCGUUUCCAAUCUCUCGAAACGGAGGAAGCUUCGCGGCGGAAACCACUGGCCGGAGUGCAGCGGCUUUGAUUAGGAACCUCUGCCUCGCUUCCUUCGUGGUUGCAAUUUUGAUUUGCACUUUAAUCGGAGCGAAAUACCAGCCAGAGGAUCCAUGGUUUCAGCCUCCGACAGUGAUCGGAAAGUUGUUCAGAUCCAACUCCUCCGCCGGCGGUGGAGCUACAUUCGCAGCGUUAGCCGUCAACAUAUCCGAUUCUGAGUCCGAUUCCGAUCCAACGGCGGCUGAUUCAGGUAACUGUAAAACCGACGAUCCUAUCGCCUGCGAUAAUUUUGAUGUGUUCCUUUUGUUGAUGCGAUCUGCAAUGGCGGCGUUUACCGAUAUCCAUUUCCACCGGUUCGGAAAACCUGUCCAAGGAGAAAACCCUAGCUCCUGUCACAUGGCAUGGCAGUUUAGGCCAAAGGCCGAACAAAAUGCGAAUGGAAAUGCAACUGCUCUGGAUAAGGAUUACAGAGCCUUCACAGUUCUAAGAUCGGAGAAUUGCUCGAUUACCGUCGCGGCAAUCGGGGAUUAUCGAUCCGGCGGCAAUGCUAGGAGUAGGAAGAAGGCGGUAGGCGAUAGGCACAUCGAAAAUUCGAUGAUCACGAGCGAGGCAUUGAUUUCGGAAGUCGAAUCAGAGGAAUCGUUUAGCCGUGGAAAGUAUUUGAUAUAUUCGGGAGGUGGUGAUCGAUGCAAGGAUAUGAGCCAAUAUCUAUGGAGUUUCAUGUGUAUGUUAGGUGAGGCACUGUAUUUGAACCGAACAUUGGUUAUGGAUUUAAGAGUAUGUUUGUCGAAGGCGCAUUCGCCGUCCGGCGAGGAUGAGGACGGGAAGGAUUGGCGAUUCUAUUUUGAUUUCGAGCGAUUGAUGGAUUCGGCACAAGUGAUGGAGGAGAGUCAGUUUUGGAGGGAAUGGCGACGAAACGAUGGGUUGAGUCUUCGUUUUGUAGAAGAUUUUGCAGUCGCGCCAUCGAAGUUAGCUGAAGUUGAGGAUGCUUUGAUAAUGAGGAAGUUCGGUUCGGAUAAUUAUUGGUACCAAGUUUGCGAAGGCGACGGAGGAUCUGUUGUCGCCCGGCCAUGGAGGAAGCUAUGGAAAUCGCGGCAAUUGUUGGAUAUUUCGUAUGCGAUUAUAGCGAGGAUGAAAUGGGAUUACGUUUCUGUUAACGUCGAGCGAGGGAUGAAGGCGAGGAACAAGGAGCUAUGGCCUAAUCUUGAUCGGGACACUUCGCCCGACUCGCUACUGUCGAAACUGAAAGACAGAGUCGGAGAAGGGGCGAAUGUGUACAUCACAACAAACGAGCCCAACGUGUCGUUCUUCGACCCAUUGAAAGAAAAAUACUCCGUGCAUUUCGUCGAUGAAUAUAAUGAUCUUUGGAAUGCCGAGAGCGAUUGGUUCGAUGAGAUGAGGAAACUCAACCAAGGAGACGCUGUCGAGUUCGACAGCUACAUGAAGGCGUCGGUGGACAUGGAAGUGUUCUUGAGGAGCAAAAUGUCGAUUCAAACUUUCAACGAUCUCACCGGGGAUUGCAAAGAUGGCGUCAAUACUUGCACAUCUCCGACAUGAAAUACGUCUCGGUGAGUAUUGCUCUCCUCGAAAAAUUUGUUUUCGGUGAUUAUAUAUCGAUAAUUCAAAUUUUUGUUGUUAGAUUAAGAACCUCUUGUGAAAUAUCCAUGCUUAGGUUAGUAUAUAGUUAAGUUGAAUUAAGAUAUUCGAUUCGAUUUGAUUCGAUCUAUUGAUGUUCUGUAUAGAAAUGGUCAUUUUUAAACAAAGCCUUAGUGUUUCGGUUUGAACUUACGUGAAAUGGUCGAUUUUACUGGACCGAGCUAGGAUAGAGCAUGUAAAUAGGUCAUCGUAGCUCGAUCGAUAAGAGAAGUAUCUAGAAUAGCCGAGAUUAACGUUUUAGGACGCGUAGAAUUUCGUAAACCUU